AUGGCGACUUCUAAAGAUUAUAGUAGAUCAGUUAUAGCAGCCUCUGAUGAACUAAAGGAUAUUUACUGUGAACCUUGUGCUGACGAUGGUAAACAAAUUGAAGCUGAAGGAUACUGUGUGGACUGUUCCGAGUAUUUGUGUGGACAAUGUUACAAACACCAUACAAGGUAUAAAGCUUUCAAACACCAUGUCCUUCAAGAUAAAGCUAAUAUGCCACUGGAUGUAACAAAAUCUGGUGGUGCUAGAGAUGUCUGUGUAGAAAAGUGUAGCCUACAUACCACGAAGACCGUUGAGUAUUUCUGUAGGUCAUGUGAUACACUUGGAUGUAACGCUUGCAUUACUGUGAAUCAUCGUCAAUGUGAAAAUGUGGACCACAUACCUGACAUUGUUAAGAACUUAGACACAAGCGAAGAAUUCAAAGAAUUUUCAAACAAUCUAGAGAAAAAGCUAGAAGCAGUUAAAAAAAGAAAGAAAAAGCUUGUUUCAAGUACAUGUGAAACAGAUGAAAUGAAGAAAAUGGCAAAGGAAGAACUUAAAAGGCAGCGUCAUGAAAUAAACAAAUUCUUUGAUCAUCUUGAAGCUGAAAUGGAUAGGAAAAUUGAAGAUACUGAUAAAAAUAACAAGAAAACAUUGAAAGUAGCCACAUCCAUGUGUGACUCGAUCCACGAUGACCUAAAGCAAAUAAAAUCUAGUACUGAGUCAAAACUAAAAUCUAAACAAAACUGUGAAUUGUUUAUAACUAUGAAAAAGUCUAAACAAAGUAUAGAAAAAGUGGACACAGAUUUUGAAAAGUUGAGAGAGGAAAGUAGAAUACAAAGAUAUGCACUGACACUUUCCCCUAAAAUAAAGAGCGUUAUAAAGAACACGUCUGAAAUCUGCAGGUUUAGAACUGCAAAUUUUGUAUCAGAGACAAAUGUCAGUACUAGCUAUGACAACGCAGAGGUCAGUAUUUUCGGAAUGACUGCAGUUAGAAGUCAUUUCCUUGCGAUAAUUGACAGUGGAAAUAAUUCAGUUAAAGUGAUUGACACAAACAAUAUGAAAGUCCAAUAUGAAAUGGACUUAAAAUGUGAACAUGUUUGGAGUAUAACAAAUGUGAAUGAUGAUCAAGUUGCAGUGCUUCUAACUUCCGGUAGGGAGGAUAAAAUCCAGAUUCUGGCAUUGUCAGUUUCUGGUUCCAUUAGUAAAGGAGGCCAAAUAAAAGUUGAUGGUUUACCUAGAGGUGGUCUGGCAUUUAAUAACGGUAAAUUCUUAGUAGUCUGCUAUGAAAAAGUGGAAGUCAUCGACAUGCAAGGGAAAACCUUGAACACAAUUAACACUGAAUAUUCAGAGGGUAUAGCAGUGUGUCCAAACCAAGAAGUUAUCUAUCUAACAAAUCCCAUUGAGCAUACUGUAACAAGUAUGACCUUGAAUGGCAAGGUCACGGCAGUGUAUAAAGAUGAAGAUCUUAAAUCUCCAGGCAGUAUAACAGUAGAUAACGAAGGUUUGGUAUAUGUUCGUGGUGCAGGAAAUAUCCAUCAGCUGUCAACAGACUGUAUUAAAAUUCAGGUACUGCUUGAAGAUGUGUAUGGAACUUAUAUCACAUUUUCCAGCAACGAAAAUAGGAUAUAUGCAAAUUGUGGUAAUUCCAUUCAAGUGUUUCAGAUGGAGAAAUGA
Messenger RNA from Mercenaria mercenaria, 1653 nucleotides. RefSeq lists its product as uncharacterized. NCBI's taxonomy places the organism in Eukaryota, Metazoa, Mollusca, Bivalvia, Venerida, Veneridae. The coding region runs from base 1 to 1653 and encodes 550 amino acids. The transcript has a single exon. The record is from RefSeq and is a predicted model, not a curated record. Gene Ontology annotation, molecular function: zinc ion binding; protein binding.